UAAAAGAAAAAAAGAGGGACAGAAAAAAAAUGAAAUGAAGGGAGGAGAAAAGACUCUCCUGGAAAUCAUGAGUGAGCAAGGAGCUGCGUAUACACCUUGCAACACCCUGAGGGUUAGUCACCCAGGGAACGCCCAUAGGGGUGGGAGGACUAAGGAGACUGAGGUCCCGGACACUGAAUCCCAGGAGAACGCACAGCGUGAUCCUGUAAUCCUGUCCCUAAAUUCAAAACAAGGUUCUGGUACAGAGGAUUGAAAGAUAAUCUGACUGAAACCAUUGGCAUGGAGGCUUUGGUAUUAGAAGAUUGCAUUGUGAGCAGCACCACUGAACCUGUGUAUGAUUAUCCUUAUCAAAAAUCCGCCCAUUCCCCAAUUCCAAGAGGAUCCCCAACCACUGUCACCAUCACUGACCGGCUUCUGCUCACCCAAACUGUUUGGUUUCAUCCCACAGUCAACUCAGCCACUGCCCUUCACAUACUGCAGAGGGAGCCCCCAGGGACUUUCCUGGUGAGAAAAUCCAACACUCAGCAGCAGAUGGCUCUAUGUGUGCGAUUAUCAGAUGACCACGGACAAAGCUUCAUACACCAGAAAUUUAUAAAUGAAAGCUCUGCAGGUUUUUCAUUGGAACAGUCAACACUAACAUUCCCAGACCUUAUCAGACUAGUAUCUUUUUACAGUAGUGAAAGGGAUGUUCUCCCCCACACUCUUAGACUCCCAGCAGCCAUAGAGAAAGUGACUUCACGGAAACAGCUAGAGGCAAUAUCUCACCUUGGACUUGAGUUUUGGAGCUCCUCACUCAAUGCUCGAGAUCCACCUACAACGUCAGGUGGCUCUUCUCUCUCUUCUACCCCACCUCUUACCCCAACUCCCACAGAUCUCCCAGAUUCAGUAACUCCAAGCAUUCUUCCUGCUCUUAAAACACGGAGCCCACAUGAAGUAUCUAGUGGAGGUAAAGAGGGUGCCCUCUUCUUCUUAAAUCCUCUCUUCAAAACUAAGGAACCUGGGGCAAUUAAACGUUCCCACUUCCAGAAAAGCAUCAAGGUUCGGGUAUCAACAGAAAAUUCUGGAUCACUUUCACCACCUCUAGACCCCCCUCCACCUGUGCCUUCCCAGGAAGUAGUAGAAGAGGAAGAGGAGGUUGUGACAGUGGUGACAUCUCAGGGAGCUGACUCUGAUCAUAGAAAUGAGGCAACUGAAGAUCAAGAGUAUAUAAAACCUCGGUCAUCUCUAAGACAGAGACUGAAAAAGAGCUUUAGUAAAGGCAGUAUUGAGUUGGGGUUGAAGAAACCUCCAGUGCGCUCCAUAGAUUUGUCAGACUAUAAUGUUCCUCUGUCUGUCAUGAAAACAACAGAAUCAAAAGAGAUGUCAGAACCCCAUUUAAAUGGCAGCACAGUUUUGGAAGAACAGGAUAGUGCAUCUGUUAGCAGUGCAGAAGAGGGGACAUCAGAGGAUGGAGGAAAGUUUUCUCCGCAGCUAACAAGAAGGAAAAAAAAGCGCAGUGGACGUUCUUCAUUUCGAGCAGUUAGUGGGGCUUUCUUAUCUCUUCUGUCUCCAGAGAGGAAGAUUCUUAUGUUUAUAGAAGAGAUGGGGAGAGAUGUCAAUACAGAAUUUGGAAAAGAACUGCAAGGGUUUCUAAAAAGGCUAGAAGAAAGUAAAGUUGUGGAUGAAAAAGAGAAGGGGACAGAAGUUAAAGAGGAAUCUCAUAAAUCUGUGUUAAAGGAAGUCAGAGAAUUUAUGGACAAGAUGAAGAAUGUAUUGAAAACAAGCUCUGGAUUAGAACUUGAGAUGCUUUCUUCUGAGGAUGAAGACCGUAUCAUAGAGAAGUCGCUUCAUCGUCUUAUUUUGAAGCCUUUGAAGUCUCACCUUGUGAAUGAAUUCCAAAAAGGACUGGAGGAAAGUGGAGAGUUAGAGAGACUUGGAAAAAACAUGCAGGUGGUAAAAAGAGGAGGUCCAUCUCUUCUUGGUGUAUCACUAGGAUCUCCUGCAGCCCACGACCUGGAGAAGAUUCGUCAGAAGCUGCUGAGAAUGCAGGAAAAAUAUUCACCGUAUGAUAAGGUUCGUCAGUUGCUCCAAGCUUGCCGAGGUGUCUACAGGAGCAUAGAUUCCCAGCAAGAUGAUGCAUGUGGUGCCGAUGAGUUCCUUCCUGCCCUGUGCUACGUGCUGGCACUGUGUGAUAUGCCUCAGCUUCUAACGCACACUUACUAUACAGCAGAACUUCUACCCCAGAAUGCCCUGAUGGGGGAAGGUGGCUAUUACCUUACCAGUCUGUCUGCAGCACUGUCUGUUCUCUCGUUGCUACACACCCACCCUCAGGACACUGGACUGUCACUAAGAGAAUGGCAUCGUAGAAGACAAGGCUUACCGUCACUGAACGAUUUGCAGAACUUUCUACGAGUUGCCCAUCAAGACCCGAUUAAUGGCUGUACCACUAAGACCAUACUGCUGCGACCUUCUCAGACAGUGGCUGACCUCAAACAUCUCUGUGCCCUGAAAUUCAAACCUCUCUUCCCGGACGAGUAUGCCAUUGUCCUUCACUCUGGUGAGGAUCAGCAGAUCUUAACUCCUGAAUGCCGGCCUCAGGAAAUAAAAGGCAAGCUGAAGGAGGCUGGGUCCAGUUUCUACUUUUGUUAUCAACGCCUGGAUGACAGCAAAGAACAGGAACUCUCUCAGCAUUUAGCAAAUGGCCUUUGACAUUUUGUAAUGGAAAUGCAGAAAAGAACAUCCACCAUGUUUAAAGAAAUUAUUUUGAAAUUAUAUUCUUAAACACUUACAGAGUAAAAACUAUCAGAUAAUAUCCCCAGUCUAACUGGAUACAAUGGAUUUGACUGAUUAGAUAACAAAGUUAAAUCAAUGAGUAAACAUCAAAUGUUGUGUUAUACCUUUCAGGACUUUCCACCUGGUGUCAACCUAUGGUCCUAAAGAUCUCUUUGAUGUCACCACCCAUCCUUACAUUAUUCUUGUGGUAGGGCCCAGCACAUCAGCAUAACACACACAAAGUUUACUAAGAUAACUAAAUAUUUUGUUUAAAGGUUGCAAAACAACUUUGGCAUCUGAGGCUUCACAGAACAUGCAAACGUCAUGGAAACAAAGAUUUUGAUGUCGGAUAAAUGCCAAAUGAACCAUCUCGUCUGACAGUUUCCUGUCUGAAAGCAGAAGCUUUACUGUUGAUUUUGUAUUUUGUUCAGAAAAGCAGUGUUCCACUGUAUUAGUUUACUAUUCCAGCUGAAAGGUUUUUCCAUACAUCUACAUUUAUUAACACGUCAAGACUCGACAAUUGUACAUAUCAUGAGUGUUAGUUUCGAAAAUGGAUAAUACCAGUAUUAAAGUGGGAUCCUAGGUUCACCUGAAUUACGACCACAUGCUCCCAAGGAUGGCACUUUUUACAUUGUGAUUACUUUGCUGUUUUGCACGUUUUCACUGCAGAUUUGCUUUUCUGUGUGAAAAAAAAUAUUAAAAAAUGAAUACCUAUUACAUUCUAUUAUAUAUUGUUAGUAUUAUGGUCCUAUAUUAUACAGGGGAAUGGGCAUUUCCAGGAUUUUUAAUAGUAUAUCUGCUCAUCAACAAAAUUUAACAUAUGUGUAAAAAAUUGUAACCAUGUCCAUCUUAGCUCUCUAGUACCCGAGUUAAAAGUGUACCUUAAAA
Molecule: messenger RNA, 3639 nt
Organism: Pelobates fuscus (common spadefoot toad)
Lineage: Eukaryota; Metazoa; Chordata; Amphibia; Anura; Pelobatidae
Gene: RIN1
Product: Ras and Rab interactor 1
Exons: 11
Coding region: 280-2688 (802 amino acids)
Biological process (GO): signal transduction; vesicle-mediated transport
Cellular component (GO): endocytic vesicle; cytosol
Molecular function (GO): guanyl-nucleotide exchange factor activity; small GTPase binding
Source: RefSeq, a predicted model, not a curated record